AUGAAACAGCGUCAGCAUGAAAGUUCCAGUAAAGCCAAUCGACAGCUGAUCAAGAGGAAUCGGCAGUCGUCUUCUGGUGGAACCGAUCUUCGAAUCUCUUCACCCAACACUUUCACUCGAAAUGGAAAUGAGCUCAAUACUUAUAAGAAAAUGACCAGAGGUGCAGCUCGCUACCUUUUCUCUUGGUUUGAUAAGAAGAUCAUCUUCACUCGACAGGAAGAAGCCGAUCAUUCAAACCAUUUGUCCCCGGCUCCGGUUUCAGACAUCCUUUCGACGAAAGAGCCAACUUUACUGGCUAAAGUUUCUACGACGACGGGAUUUAGGCUUCCCAAGAACAUUCGACUUGUGGACGGGUCGGAGGUCCGGUUCGGUCUUCUUCAAAUCUGGACCGCAGGAAGAUGGCGAUGGGUGUGCAGUUAUGGUCAAGAGUGA
Protopolystoma xenopodis is the source of this 432-nucleotide messenger RNA. NCBI's taxonomy places the organism in Eukaryota, Metazoa, Platyhelminthes, Monogenea, Polystomatidea, Polystomatidae. The record is from the annotation of a GenBank genome assembly.